AUGUCAACCACUAGUAGAAGACUGACCAGAUCGAGGAAUAAGAAAACUGUUCAUUACGAUGAGUCUAGUGAUGUAGAUCAAGAUGAAGAUGCUUAUAUCCCAUCUGAACAGGAUAAAGAAAAUGCCCCAAAUCGUGUUGCCAAAUCCGCCAACAAGAGAAGGAAAGCAGCCUCAAACAAUGCAACCACUUCAAAGAAGCAAAAGACAAGAUUCGGUGCAGAGCAACCACACCAGAGGAGGAACGGAAAAGGCAGCAACACCCGAGAACCACAAUUGGAUGACGAUUGGGAGGAGAAUUACUUGUAUCAAGCAUUAUCCAGCCCCGAGAUCAAUGUCCUUGAUCUUGCACAGGAAUGGAUUGAAACAUACGAAGAGGAAGAAUUUACACUGAGUAGUACCGACUCAAGCACUAUCCCCUUGUUGAUAAAUUUAAUCUUGAGAAGUUGUGGUUCAUUUCAUCUUUUCCAACCUCAUGAUUUAACCAAUUUAGAAAGUGCUGAAAGUACAGUUGAAGAAAUAACAUUGGCAUUCGGUAAUCAGUCAACCCACAAAUUCCCAUUUAAACUUGUUCCUGUUUUUAAAAAGAAUGUGUUGCUGUUUUUCCAACAUAUUAUUGAAAUUAGUCAUGAGAAGGGAUUGUUGUAUCCCCUGUACAAUCAGCGGCGGAGAUGCAGUAGCGAUGAUGAUGAUGACGACAGCGUUCUGAAACUGUCACAAUUGAUGUCAUAUUUGAUAACUUGGGUGACUAGUCUUUCCACAUCUGCAAUUAGAGCAUUGCGUUAUACCAGCACAGAAAUAUCUGUGGUUAUUCAAUUAGAAUUGAGCAAGAUUGGAAAGUCAAUCACCACUAAUGUUGCUAGAUCAAGAAAACAGUUGCAAAAAUUGACAGAUGAGAGAUCCACUAAAUACAAGACCAUCAAAUCAACUAUUUCAAACUACGAAUCUCAAUUGGAAACUUUGAAUGAAUAUUUCGAGGACAUUGCUUCAACUGUUGUUUCACAAAGAUACAAGGAUUUUGAUCCACAGAUUAGAUUAAUUGUGGUAAAAUACCUAAUUGAUACGGUAAUCACUUUUCCAUCAUAUUUCUGUCAAUCGCAGUUUUUGAAAUAUUUUGGCUGGUUGUUGUCUGACCCUGUUAAUCACGUACGCAAUGAAAUAACUCGUGACUUGUUGAAAUUGUACAAGUUGAACAAGAACGAGGAUAUUGUUCACGGAUUGACUCAGUUUUCCUCCAAAUUUAAACCACAAUUCAUUGCCAUGUGUGAAGUUGACAUUGAUUCUAAUGUACGUACCAACUGUUGUGGUAUAUUGACGGAGAUGAUCAAGAUGGGAUUUCUUGACGGUGAGGACAGGCAUUCGGUUAUAAAACUGUUUCCAUUUGAUUCAUUGACGAAAUUGAAAUUACAAAAUGAAUUUGUUAAAUUUGUUCAGCUGGCUACAGAGGAGAAUGUGAGUCAAAUUUUGGAAAAGAAUCAAUUGGUUUUGGAGAGGGGGAAAUUUGUUUUACGUGAUCAUGAUGUAAGGGAUAUCUUGCUAAUCAAAGUGUUGAUACAAGAAUUGAGUUUUCUUGUUCAACAACAAAAGCCAUUGGCUGUGAUUUUUCAGUCAGUGGGCAUGAGUCAGGUGUAUGCGACACGAUUGAGAUUGUUUCUUGAUUAUUUAUUGACUGAUAUUGCCGAUUUGCGAAAGGAAAAGAGCGAGGCGGAUGAAGAUAAUGUAGAAAUGGAUGAUCCAGAUUUGGAUGAAAUUAGGCAACUAAUUCAACUUGAUGACUUGGAAAAACUCACCCUCCUUGAGGCCAUCCAUGGGUUGAUCAAAGCAACGAUGAUGAAAAAAACUGGCAAGAACGGAGGUGCAUCCAGAGAGGAAGAAGAGGAAAUCAAAUCAACCAUUAUUACCCAAUUCAUUGACUACAUCCCCAAACUACAAUCAUUUUGUUCGAAAUCAAAUAAUCGAUACAAGAUUUUCAUAUCGAUAUGGCAAGAUCUAAUUGAUGAUAAACACAAUUCUAUAUUCAAUUAUUAUAUCAAAUUGGACAAACUUGAUGAAUAUGAGGCAAUGAUUAUGUCGGUAUUGCAAUACUACUAUGAGUUCAGUUUAGUUGAUGAGUUUCAACCAUUUUUUGAAAAAUUGUUUAAUCUGAGAGGAUUAACUGAAUCGAUCAAAUUUGAAAUACAAAGAAUUGUUAAUGAGUUGGUGGAAAAUACAACUGUAUAUCUAAGGGAUAAUCACGAAGAAGAGCAAGAGCAAAAUGAGAUGAUUGAUACUUCAAUUGAUAUGGAUCGGGAUUUUAUUUUAUGGACAAAUCGCCAAAAACAUGUAAUCAAACUAUGUCGUGAAGUGUCCAUCCUUGUGCAAAAGAUCAAACUAGUCGGAAACUAUGUUAAUAUAGCCAAUUUGGAAAAAAUUGAUGAUUUGGUUUAUCAGUUUAAUAAUCGGAUAUUCAAUAAAUUUGAUUUAAAUGUGGUGCUUAAUCAAUGGAAACAUAAUUUCAUUUUACAAUUGCCCAAGUUUGCCGAGGCAUUUAUUUCAAUUAUCGAAUUGGUGUUCGUUAUUGGGGGAUGGAAAUUUGAGAAAUUGAUUGAUAUACCACAACAAGAUCAACAUCAAAUUGACGUUGAAUUGGAAUUAGAAAUGAUUGGUGAUGUUGUUUGCAAUUUAAUUCGAUAUAUCGAUGAAAUGAAGGAGUUGAAUAAUGGGAACGACCAUACCAAAGAAGAUUUGCACCAGUUGGUUGCAUUCAGAUGUCAAUUGAUUUAUCAAUACAUCAACUUGAUAAUCUCAUUUCGGUUGUUUUACAUCAAGUUUCAUGAUGAUAACAAUUUCAAGCAUUUCAAAGCAUAUUUCCGUCUGAAUAAAUCUGUGAUUAUGAUAAAGCAAGAUUUACAAAUGGAAUUGCUCGAAACAUAUUUGAUAAAGGAGAUGCAAUUAGCAAGUAUUUUGGGGAUUCAAUUGGAGAGAGAUGAUGAAGAAGGUGUUCAUUAUGAGGAAUAUGUGGAAGAGGAGUUGCAAAAGGAAACUGUAAGCUCGGAAGAUGAUGAAGAUGCUGCAUCGUAUGACGAUGAAAAGAGGCAGCGUCGUGAAAAACAACAACGUCUACAAAAAGCCAAACUAGAACAAUUGAAACAAGACAAGACAUGGCAAUUGGAAAAAGAUUUAUCGGUAUAUACUUUGAAAUUGAUAUCAUUGAUGAAGUUGCAAUUGAUUUCAAAUGAUAUAUAUCAAAGAUUACAAAAGAAUGCUGGAAAAUUGGGAGAAGUAUACUACAAACUAAUCGAGCAAGAGAAAGUUGUUGUCGGUGGGCACGACGAUCGCCCUAGUGAUGAGCAAGCCAGAAAUGGAGAUGCAUCGACUGACUUGGAUAUUGAUAUAGGAGACGGUGCUGAUAAUACUGAGGCCGGUGGAAAUGAUAUGAGCCGAGAUGGAGAGGAUGAAGAUGUCGAUGGUGAUAACGAGCAAGAUGUGUCAAUGGAUUUACAAUUGGAAUUGGUUAUGUAA
Lodderomyces parapsilosis is the source of this 3498-nucleotide messenger RNA. RefSeq names its product Irr1p (gene IRR1). The record is from RefSeq and is a predicted model, not a curated record. Gene Ontology annotation, cellular component: nucleus; chromatin; cohesin complex. The transcript has a single exon. Gene Ontology annotation, molecular function: protein binding; chromatin binding. Bases 1 to 3498 code for a protein of 1165 amino acids. Gene Ontology annotation, biological process: sister chromatid cohesion. NCBI's taxonomy places the organism in Eukaryota, Fungi, Ascomycota, Pichiomycetes, Serinales, Debaryomycetaceae.